This is a messenger RNA of Owenia fusiformis, 1244 nucleotides long. The record is from the annotation of a GenBank genome assembly. Lineage: Eukaryota; Metazoa; Annelida; Polychaeta; Sabellida; Oweniidae.
AAGGAGCAGUUCUUGAGGCUGUUUUCAUCGCAUCUUUUGGGAUCUCAAGCAAGAUGUUCAAGUUUGUGGCCCUUUUCUGCCUGUGCAGUGUGGCAUAUUGUGGGGAUCCGUACCCCAUGCUAAUGCAAUGGUGUAAGACUGGUUUCUAUCAAGAGCCAACUGACGCCUGUUGUUACUACCAACAAUGUGAAGCGGACAAAUUGCAUGCCUACAACAGGACUUGUUACUGGGGUGACGAGAAACUCUAUUGGAACACUGAACUCUGCGCUUGUGCCACUUAUUGGACACCUGGGUCAUGUGAUGAUUCUAAGAAUCACUUAUGUGAACCAGGAUUCCAUCCCCAUCAUAAUAGGUGUCAUGCUGAUCCAGCAAAGAAUGAAUGCUGUCUAACAGGAGUUGAUUAUGAUAACCAUACUCAGGGUUAUGGACCUAAGUAUGUAAGAGAUAGUUUCAACAUCAGCAAAUACUACAUACCAAAAUGGCAUGAGUAUGGAUACUGCCCAUGGCCUGGAACUUUCAGUUUGAAAUACUGCGCAUGUGAACAUCUAAAUACCACAUGUGCCUGUGCACAUUGGGACUUCUUUGCACCCGACCCAUUACUGGAUGAUGGCACAUACAUGAGUGAAGGCAACUGUGAAGCUGGUGGAAAUGGGCAGCUUGUAUGCCCUCAAAUAUUUCCACCUAUACCUGCUGAAAUCCCAGCCACCCAGAAGAUUUUCUUUGGCAAAACGGGAACAAUAUUUGGUAUGGUUGCUGUCAACUUUGACGGAACAGUUGUGACCAACGAAAGUCCAGAAGCCAAGCCUCCCAUGAACCACACCAUUAAGAUAGAGAUUAUUGAUUGUACUCUAAUUGUCUGGUUUGAGUACUUGGGAAUAGAAGUAUUUCAUGAGGUUAAUCUGUCUGAUGCCGCUAAAGCUAGAAUACAAAGAGGCGAGGGAGUGGGCAAGUACUUUGAUAUACAUAUUGAAAAUGGGAAUAUAUCAUCUUGCUUUGGAGUGAAAUUUGAUGAUGGAACAUAUGGACACACCGAAUGGGAGGAACCUCUGCCAGUGGGUUUCAAACUAGCUGGUAAUAAGUGCCCAUUCAAACUUGGAUUUACAAGACCAGCUUUAUAUUAUGACUUUGGCUAUUGUGUAUUUGCAUGGACAUACUCUGACUGGAUAAACUACUUGGCAAGUGGUGUUGUGCCUCCAAAUCCCAAUCCAGAUACAGGAUCCUGGGCUGUGUUUAAAGAUUGGUAG